This is a messenger RNA of Aedes albopictus (Asian tiger mosquito), 1761 nucleotides long. RefSeq names its product solute carrier family 35 member G1-like. The transcript is spliced from 2 exons. NCBI's taxonomy places the organism in Eukaryota, Metazoa, Arthropoda, Insecta, Diptera, Culicidae. The record is from RefSeq and is a predicted model, not a curated record. The coding region runs from base 50 to 1090 and encodes 346 amino acids. Gene Ontology annotation, cellular component: membrane.
AAAAAGUGUGAUUGCUGAUUUCUGCCGAAACUGAAACACUCGUCGGACCAUGCCGGAACACCUGGAGCUGCAACAGCUGGUGGGUGGUGUUCUGCAGGGUGGCGUCCGGCAUCGGUCGCUAAGUUGGCUGCAGUGCUCCUGUCCCUACCUGGGCAUCAUACUGGCUACCAUUUCGUCGCUUUUCUUCUCACUUUGUUCGGUGAUUGUGAAGGGCCUGGUGGACAUCAACCCGAUCGAACUGGCUACAUUCAGGUUCAUCGGCGUCCUGCUGCCAUCGAUCCCCAUCGCCAUCUACAAGGAGCAGAGCUUCUUUCCGCGAGGCAAACGAAUCAUUCUGGUGCUGCGAUGUUUCGUCGGAACGACGGGCCUGAUGCUGAGCUUCUACGCCUUUCGCCAUAUGCCGCUGGCAGACGCUUCGGUAAUUAUAUUUUCCACACCGGUAUUCGUAGCGAUAUUCGCACGGUUGUUCCUCCGGGAGCAGUGCGGAAUGUUCAAUGUGAUAACGAUCCUGCUGACGCUGGUGGGGGUAGUGCUGAUCACCCGGCCGCCGUUCUUCUUCCACGAAGAUUCGACCAGCUUGGUGGACGAACAGGUCAUCGAGGCUAACUACGAUGUGUGGGGUCCGGUGGCGGCCCUGUCGUCCACUCUGUUCGGGGCCAAUGCUUACGUACUGUUGCGUGCCCUCAAGGGGCUGCACUUUUCCGUGAUAAUGACCAACUUUGGGGCGUUCGCAUUGGUUUACACGCUGAUUGUUUGCUACUAUUUGGGCGCACUGUGCUGGCCCUUGUGUGGAUCGGACCGGCUGCUGGUCAUAGCCCUGGCACUGUUCAGCUUCGGGGGUCAGAUUCUGCUUACGCUGGCGUUGCAAUUCGAACAGGCUGGCCCUGUGGCGAUUGCACGGUCAGCGGACAUCGUGUUUGCCUUCAUCUGGCAGAUCAUGUUCUUCAAGGAGACGCCCAACGUUUACUCGGUGCUGGGAGCACUGUUGGUGGUGAGUUCGGUCGUUUUAUCUGGACUCCGGAAGUGGGCCCUGGCGUUACCGAGGGAUUCGGACUUGAGGAAAAGGUUAAAAUUUCUGGUCAUAGAGUAGGAAUGUUUUUGAGCAUAAUAGGGCAAUCCAUGGGAUAGUCUUGUUAAGUUCAAAGCGCCACUGACUGUUGGAAGCCGCAUACUAGCCUCUAAUGUUUAACACUAAUACUAACUCACACAAGUACACAUACACGGAAAUCAAACUAUAGAACGCUACCAAAUCGGAUAGGAAUGCAAACAGCUACACUGAAGGCAAAAGAAACUUACUUCUAAAACACGAGAUAUAUGAUAUUAUCAUAUUCAUUUUUAAAAUGUCCGAAGGAGUUCAGUCGGGAAUAGGUAGUAUAAAAUGGAUUCCAUCGAGGUAAUGGGAGUCCUUUGAAAAAGGAAUUGUGAUUGUUUUGCGUAGACGCCGGGAAGAUGUAAGUCGUUAUAUUUGCCAUGCUGCAUAAAGUUAAUGAAUAUUUAACAAAACGUUAGGAGAAUGGCUGAAUGAACCUUAGUAAGAGUAAUUAUUUGACAUCACUUAACACGAGUUUGCAAUGCAAAUCGUAAACUUAUAAUUUCGUACAAGGGUUCUCACAGAAUUUCUUGAUGUUGGAUUUCAUAUAAUUCUUUCAAAAUGUCCUUGUAAGCAUUUCGUAGAGCUCCCUGAGAAAGCCUAGCAUAAUAUUUUACGAGUACUUAAUGUGCAGCUUAUUUGGGAAUACAUGCGACUAUUUCAGCAUGAGU